AUGGCUUCGGCUGCGCCAGCAGUCCCGGAUGCACGGCCAAGCAGUGCAGCCAGGACUGGCAUGCCUCGUUUGGGGCGGCUUCAAAGUGCUGCCUCACCGGGUCGGGCACGAUCUGCCAGUGCUGCACGACAGAGCGCACGUCCUCAAAGUGCCGCUCGUGGGUCCGCUCGCACAGGAGCAUCUGCAGCCGCUGCAGCCGCUGCAGUGAAGACCUUGUAUCCAAUUCCUGGUGAUGUUGGUUAUUAUCAGCGUGCUGAUGUCAAGGGCAGGGUCAAGAAGCCAAAGUUGGAUAAGGAUAUGGCCAAGCUCAAGGACCUAUUCGCUUUUUGCGAGGAUGCAAAUUUUCGAGAGGUGCGGGCCAUGGUUUCUCACUAUCCAUAUCUGUUGGGCUUGACGGAUGCGCAUGGGUUCUCUGCAUUACACCACUCAGUGAUGUCUGGAGAGCCCUCCUUCAUCGCGAAGGUGUUGCAGUUGUACCGAGAUCCGAAGACGUUCUCGAUAAAGAAUCUUGUAUACGACACCGAGGAGGAAAUGGUGCGAGACAUAGAGAUGGGAGUUGAGGUUGUUGGCAGAAAGUCCGAGAGUCACGUCGAGGCCACAGCGGUGACGAUUGGAAAGGGAAGCAAAGCAGAAGAAGCGGGCCUGAUGCCUGGCGACCGACUCGAGGCUUGCAGCGGGACCGGCUUCCUGAGUUAUCGGCAACCGCCACCACUGUCGACCGAUAUUCUGGAAGCGCUGAGGAGCAAGAACAUCUCUACCAGCUUUGGGUUUCCUGUGACUCUGGAGUUCAGAGGGAAUGCUGCCGUUGAGAUUCUAGCUAAAGAUGGCUGGGCUCCAACUCAUGGUGCGGCAGGCAGAGGCGCACAUGGAGACAAGCAGAUUUUAUGGCAGCUCCUGAAUGAGGAGGAUAAAGCCAGCCUGGUGCAAGACAUGACGGGAUGUACACCCGGACACUGGGCUCAAAUCGAGAAGCAGAUGAGGCAGCGGGCCAAUCGUCGUCCUUUGAGCGCUGGGCCGUGCGGAUGUGGCUGGAAACGCCGCCCGGCAAAGAAGGCAUCUUUGCGACCGGUUUCAAAGCUCGUCAUGGCACCGUCAUCUGCGGAUGCUGAGGACAUCGUUCGUUCAGCACCUCGCUUGUCUGCGGCACCAGCGCCUUGUGUGAGUCGACCCAUGUCUCCGGCCUCCCCCGUGGCGACUCCGAACGCCGGAACCGCCACUACAAAUGCCAGCAUCGGAGCGACUGCAAAGGACCUGGCCAAGAUGAUGCAGCAGAGCAGUACCAAGCCAGGUUCGGCGCAGCUUGCGGGGGACUGCUGUGAGAUUUCGUCACAUGGGCGCGGUUGUCGACUCUGA
Symbiodinium sp. CCMP2456 is the source of this 1353-nucleotide messenger RNA. Lineage: Eukaryota; Dinophyceae; Suessiales; Symbiodiniaceae. The record is from the annotation of a GenBank genome assembly.